Phytophthora megakarya is the source of this 1005-nucleotide messenger RNA. NCBI's taxonomy places the organism in Eukaryota, Oomycota, Peronosporomycetes, Peronosporales, Peronosporaceae. The record is from the annotation of a GenBank genome assembly.
AUGGCGAAGUUGCAAGACAAGCCGAAACCAGUGGAUAUGACGCUGAAGAUCAUCGGGAAUGCAGCGGUCGUUAUGAACACGGUCGUGAGGAACCCCGAGGAACCUAAGACCCGCCCUGAGCCGGUAGAACAAACCCAUCCUGACUCGAGUCCGGAAGUUGAGACUCUAGACCCAGAGAGUAUGGCAGAUGUCGAGAAUGAUGCUCAGGCCCCUGAUCCGUCAUUGGAUACCCAGUCACUGACGAGCUGUUCGACAGCGGUCCAAAGGCUGGAGGCGGAAUAUGCUCGGUUAAGAGACCAACUUAUCAUGCUCCCAGAAAUUGAGGAGCUGACCCCAGAAUGUAACAUCGACGAAGCUAAUGUCGGAGUUCCGGGAGUCACAACUCCAGGGAUGGAAGCCAAAAUAAGAGGGAUCCUGAAACGCCAUCGCAGCAUCUUCCUGGGGGAUGGCAACGCAGCCCCAGCCCCGGCCAGGGGCGUGGUGUGUGAUAUCGACGUUGGUGAAGCAAAAUCAGAGGCUCUACGUGCGAGGCAGAUUGCCGCAGCGUUCUUGGUGAAGGUAUUUGAACUCCUGAAGAAGUUGUUGGAGGCAGAGCUCAUUGAGCAUUCAGAGUCCGAAUGGUCAUCACCUAUUGUGAUUGUGCUGAAGAAGAACGGCAUAGACAUCCGAAUAUGUAUUGACUACCGACUUCUGAAUCUGCUCAUAAAGCUAUCUCGCUACCCUCUACCCUUAUUCAAUGUCGAUGAGCUGCUAGUAGACUUCAAGUCUGCAAUGUGGUUUAUGAGGCUCGACAUGGCGAGUGGAUUCUGGGCGGUGCGAAUGACUGAGCGGGCGAAGUUGAUCUCUGCGUUCGUCUGCCCGUUUGGUCACUUUCAAUGGCUCAGAAUGCCUUUUGGAUUGAAGAAUGCACCGUUAAUUUAUCAGAGCAUCAUCAACAACUGUCUGUGGGGAUUCGCCCGUCUACCGAGGAAGCGUUGGUUGACCAAAAAGUUCUGGAGUUUUUGA